Triticum turgidum subsp. durum (durum wheat) is the source of this 939-nucleotide messenger RNA. Lineage: Eukaryota; Viridiplantae; Streptophyta; Magnoliopsida; Poales; Poaceae. The record is from the annotation of a GenBank genome assembly.
AUGGAAGGAGCCAUCUCCAGCGGGCCAAAUCCGAGGAUUGCCGUCGUCACCGGCGGCAACAAGGGGAUCGGCUUCGAGGUGUGCCGGCAACUGGCCAGCCAUGGAGUCGCGGUCGUUCUGACGGCCCGGGACGAGCCGAGGGGCGCGGAGGCAGUCGAGAAGCUCAGAGCGCUGGGGCUCGCCCAAGUCAUCUUCCAUCAGCUGGAUGUCACGGACACUUCCAGCAUUGCUACACUGUUCGUUUUCCUGAAGACCCGCUUUGGCAAACUAGACAUUCUGAUGUACUCUGUUAAUUUGCAGGUGAACAAUGCCGCAAUCGGUGGGGUUGAGUACCUCCAAGAACUCCAUGCCAACGAGGAAAAGUUUGCCGGCAUGGAUUUCGACCAGAUGCUUGAAUGGAUGGUGAAGAACGUCCGUGAACCCGUCGACAGUGCAAAGAAAGGCGUGCAGACGAACUACUACGGCACGAAGCAUGUAACCGAGGCCGUGCUGCCUUUGCUGCAAUCUUCCUCCGAGGGAAGAAUUGUGAACGUCUCCUCCCUAUUUGGGCUGCUAAGGCUUAUCAGCAACGAGGAGGUGAGGCAGGAGCUCAAUGACAUCGACAACCUGACAGAGGAAAGGCUGGACGAGCUGCUGGACAGGUUCCUCAGGGACUUCGAGGCCGACGCGCUGGAGGCGCGCGGAUGGCCCAUGGGGUGCUCUGCGUACAAGGUGGCCAAGGCCGCCAUGAACGCCUACUCGAGGUUGCUGUCGAGGAGGCACCCCGCGCUGCGCGUCAACUGCGUGCAUCCAGGCUACGUCAAGACGGGCAUAACCAUGAACUCGGGCGUCCUGACGCCCGAGGAGGGCGCGCGUAACGUGGUGAAGGUGGCGCUGGCGCCGGAGGGCGGGCCGACGGGCAAGUUCUUCGCCGAGGACGAGGAGGCAUCGUUCGUGUGA